Messenger RNA from Tinamus guttatus (white-throated tinamou), 2505 nucleotides. The record is from RefSeq and is a predicted model, not a curated record. Lineage: Eukaryota; Metazoa; Chordata; Aves; Tinamiformes; Tinamidae.
GACUUUGGCUUUUUCUUUCAGGUGUCCUGAAAAAUGGCUGAUGAUAUUGAUAUUGAAGCAAUGCUUGAAGCUCCUUACAAGAAGGAUGAGAACAAAUUGAGCAGUGCCAAUGGCCACGAAGAACGCAGCAAGAAGAGAAAAAAGAGCAAGAGCAGAAGUCGAAGUCAUGACAGGAAGAGGAGCAGAAGCAAGGAACGCAAACGAAGUCGAGAUCGCGAAAGGAAAAAGAGCAGAAGCCGGGAAAGGAAACGCAGCAGAAGCAAAGAACGCAGGCGCAGUCGUUCUAGAAGUAGAGAUCGCAGAUUCAGAGGCCGCUAUAGAAGUCCCUAUUCUGGUCCAAAAUUCAACAUUGCCAUCAGAGGGAAGAUUGGUCUGCCUCACAGCAUCAAAUUAAGCAGACGUCGUUCCAGGAGCAAAAGUCCUUUCAGAAAAGACAAGAGCCCUGUUAGAGAACCUAUUGAUAAUCUUACCCCUGAAGAGAGGGAUGCUCGAACAGUAUUCUGCAUGCAGCUGGCUGCAAGAAUUCGGCCAAGAGACCUGGAAGAGUUUUUCUCUACAGUAGGGAAGGUUCGUGAUGUGCGAAUGAUUUCUGAUAGAAAUUCCAGACGUUCAAAGGGAAUUGCUUAUGUAGAGUUUGUGGAUGUUAGUUCAGUGCCUCUGGCAAUAGGACUAACAGGACAGAGGGUCUUGGGUGUACCAAUCAUAGUACAAGCAUCACAGGCAGAGAAAAACAGAGCAGCAGCAAUGGCAAAUAACUUACAGAAGGGCAGUGCUGGUCCUAUGAGGCUCUAUGUGGGGUCACUGCACUUCAACAUAACUGAAGAUAUGCUUCGGGGAAUCUUUGAGCCAUUUGGCAGGAUUGAAAGCAUUCAACUAAUGAUGGAUAGUGAAACUGGACGUUCAAAAGGAUAUGGAUUUAUUACGUUUUCAGACUCCGAGUGUGCCAAAAAGGCCUUAGAACAACUCAAUGGAUUUGAGCUGGCUGGUAGGCCAAUGAAAGUUGGACAUGUAACUGAGCGCACUGAUGCAUCCAGUGCUAGUUCGUUUUUGGACAGUGAUGAGUUGGAACGCACUGGAAUUGACUUGGGAACAACUGGCCGCCUUCAGCUGAUGGCAAGACUUGCAGAGGGCACUGGUUUGCAGAUUCCCCCAGCUGCACAGCAGGCUCUGCAGAUGAGUGGAUCGUUGGCAUUUGGAGCUGUGGCAGAUUUGCAAACAAGACUCUCUCAGCAGAAUGAAGUUCUGGCUGCAGCUGCUUCUGUACAGCCACUUGCAACACAGUGCUUCCAGCUUUCCAAUAUGUUUAAUCCUCAAACUGAAGAAGAAGCUGGAUGGGAUACAGAAAUUAAAGAUGAUGUGAUUGAGGAGUGCAACAAACAUGGAGGAGUUAUCCACAUCUACGUAGACAAAAAUUCAGCUCAGGGCAAUGUGUAUGUCAAAUGUCCUUCAAUUGCUGCUGCCAUUGCAGCUGUAAACGCGUUGCAUGGGAGGUGGUUUGCAGGUAAAAUGAUUACAGCAGCGUAUGUACCUCUUCCAACAUACCAUAGCCUCUUUCCGGAUUCUAUGACUGCAACCCAACUACUGGUCCCUGUUCGACGAUGAAGAUGGAUUUAGUCAGUUUUGUAUAUAGUUAUUUUUUGGAGGAAGAUUGAGUUAUCUUUUAUUUAGAUAAAACUAAAGGAAAAGAUUUAAUGUCAUUUUUGUGUACACUUCCUGCUACCUUUAAAAAUAAAAUGAAGUAAGCAGAAAUGCAGUGUGUUCAUUCUCCCUGACUAGCAUUUCCACUGUAUACAAAGCUGUUGACUUCUUGUUCUGCCUUGUAAUUCUUGUACAUUUACUAAGGUGAUCUGUAGGAAAUGAGAAGUAGCUCAUAGAAAACAAAUUCUGUUAAAGGCAGAUGGGACAUAAUGACAUUUUUAAUGUUUCACAAGCCUUUCUUUUAAUGCAGCAAUUACAUUUUACAUUUCACUAAAUGUAGGUGAUCUGCUAAAGGUUGGUAUCGGAGAUAGACUUUAUGAAGGGACAUAUUUAGUGUUUUGUAUAAAUGGAAAAUUCAAAAGGCUACUGAAAGCUGAUUGUGACCAGCCACUCAGCUUGCUUUGUGCUGAAUAAUUGAUAAGAAUAGAAGGAUUGAAGGGUUUUAUUUCUUGAUGGUAACUUUUGAUUAAUGUAUCUGUAAAAGUUUCUUUGUAAAUACUGUGUGAGGUGUGUCUAAGUUUCCAAACAAAACUCUCUCUGCAUUUCCAGUUAAGUUUCUCUGUAUGCAGUGUGGCACAGUUGCAGGAUUUCAGCCAAGCCUGAAAAUGGGCAGGAAAUACAGAAACAUGUUUUGUUCUGGUUGCAUAUAAUCUUUGCUCUUUUUAAGCUCUGUGAGCUCUGAAAUAUAUUUUUGGGUUACUUCAGUGUGUUUGACAAGACAGCUUGAUAUUUCUAUCAAACAAAGACUUUCAUAUUGCAACAAUCUUUGUAAGAACCACUCAAAUAAAAUUCUCUUAAAAAGGCCUU